Chara braunii is the source of this 3006-nucleotide messenger RNA. The record is from the annotation of a GenBank genome assembly. NCBI's taxonomy places the organism in Eukaryota, Viridiplantae, Streptophyta, Charophyceae, Charales, Characeae.
CCACAGUGCCACGUCAGCCACAGUGCCACGUCAGCAGUGCCAUGUCAGCAGUGCCACGUCAGCAGUGCCACGUCAGCAGUGCCAUGUCAGCAGUGCCACGUCAGCAGUGCCACGUCAGCAGUGCCACGUCAGCAGUGCCACAUCAGCCACAGUGCCACGUCAGCAGUGCCACGUCAGCCACAGUGCCACGUCAGCAGUGCCCCGCCACCAUGACGGGCGCAGCUCUGGGCAUGCCAGACCAACUGGCCAACGAGUCUCUUGCCGAAUACAAACAGCGGUUCCAGACUCAGCUCACAUUGAUCGAGGCUGAGGAACAGCGCCAGCUGGCAGCCGAGGCUGCCCGCCUACAGGCUGAAGCAGCGGCAACAGCUGAGAAGCAGCGGCUACAGGCCGAAGCUGACGCAGAUACCCAGGCAUGCCGCAAGGAAGCCCAGGAUCUGUUGCAGCGGCAUGAAGCCGCCAGCAUCGAAAGACUCAAGUUCUGGCACUUUCAACCAUCCAACGGCGACGACGCAACACCGGAGGAGCAGCACAGGGAGUUCACGGCCAAGCUCAUAACCAAGAUGGUUUACUCUAUUAACCAUCUGCAGUCUGAGUUCGCAAAUCUCCAGCGGGCCAUGAGGACCUACAAGGCCCAGCACGAGGAUGCGACACGGGCACUUGAUUCCCGUAUGCACGACCUGGAGCAAGCUGCACCGGGACAGCAGGCUGGCAAGUCCAGCAGCGCACCCUCGAACCGCCAACUGGAGGAACGCGUUGACCACGUAGUGGCAAUGCUAGGAGACAUCAGUGCCUUCGCAGAGCCGGCCACCAUCAGCCAGCAGUUUGAUGUGCUGGACACUAAGAGGGAGGCUCUGCCCGUUUGGCACAGCGGCGACAGGUCUUUGGCAAGCGGUGCAGGGGAGGCUCUGCCCGUUUGGCACGGCGGCGACAAGUCUUUGGCAAGCGGUGCAGGGGAGGCUCUGCCCGUUUGGCACGGCGGCGACAAGUCUUUGGCAAGCGGUGCAGGGGAGGCUCUACCCAUUUUACACGGCGGCGGCAGUGUAUUUUUGCCAGUGCUGCGGAAGCGCUGCCGAAAUUUUGUGGCGGCGGCAUUGAUUUUUACGGCAGUGAUCGGAGAGGCGACCUGCAACGCUUUGAUCGAUUGCGGAGCAUCUCGCAACUACAUGAGUCAGGACUUCAUGGUACGCGCCGGCCUUGGCCCACGAGUCCGAAGGAAGUCCCAACCCACGCAAGUCACGUUGGCAGACGGUCACACGCACAAGUCAAUCGACCGGUGCAUUGAUGACGUCCCAGUGUACUUUGCCCCUCGCGCAAGUGAGGCGGUGUCCUUUGACGUUCUGGACACCAAAUUCGACAUGAUCUUGGGCAUGUCAUGGCUGCGAAGCGAGGAUCACCCGGUGAACUUCUACCGCCGCACCGUUCACGUUCGUGAUCGGAACGGAGUACUAGUCCCAUGCACGGUAGCUCCUCCUCACCCUUCAGUCAGCUGUCACGUGGUAUCCACCGCAAGCAUGCGAGCUUCCAUCAUCAGAGACGACAUCGAGGAGAUGGGGGUGUGUUUUCUCCACGCCCUCCCGCCCCAUGACGCUUCAUCGACGGACUCUUCUUCGGAUCCACGCAUCACCGAGCUUCUCGACGCCUACGGCGACGUGUUCGAAGGCCCGCACAGAGUAGUACCGGAUCGGCCCAUCCGCCACGAGAUCAUCCUCGAGGACGGGGCCGUACCUCCACGCGGUUGCAUCUACCGAAUGAGGGAGGAAGAGUUAAGUGUGCUUCAGGCACAACUCGACGACCUCCUGGAGAAAGGCUGGAUUCGGCCUAGCUCAUCGCCAUACGGUGCUCCUGUUCUCUUCGUCCGGAAGAAGAACAAGGAUUUGCGGUUGUGUAUCGAUUAUCGCAAGCUCAAAGCGCAGACGAUCAGAAACGCCGGCCCUCUCCCACGCAUCGACGACUUUCUCGAACGACUGGGCGGCGCCAAGUUCUUCUCCAAGCUGGACCUCAAGUCGGGAUAUCACCAACUCGAGAUUCGGAAGGAGGAUCGCUACAAGACCGCGUUUAAGACGCGAUAUGGGCAUUUCGAAUGGCUGGUCAUGCCGUUUGGCCUUACGAAUGCCCCGACCACUUUCCAAGCGGCUAUGACAACGGAGUUCCGACACAUGCUGGAUCGAUACGUACUUAUCUACCUCGACGACAUUCUGGUGUACAGCCGGAGUUUGGAGGAGCAUGUGGAACACCUGCGCACCGUUUUGGAGCGGCUACGACAAGCCAAGUACAAAGCCAACAGCGACAAGUGCGAAUUCGCGUGGCACGAGUUGGAGUACUUGGGACAUUAUGUGACGCCACAAGGCAUCCGUCCGCUUGCAGACAAGAUUGAGGCCCUACGAGUAUGGCUCGAGCCCACCAACACCACGGACGUUCGUUCAUUCAUGGGAUUGGCGGGCUACUAUCAGCGAUUCAUCACCGGAUACUCGAGGAUUGCUGCACCUAUGACGAGAUUACAAUCACCAAAGGUGCCAUUCGUAUUCGAUGACGACGCACGCCGGUCAUUCCAAGCACUUAAGACAACUAUGCUCAUGGCACCCGUCCUUAGCAUCUAUGACCCCACCCUGCCUACGAGAGUGACGAUUAACGCUUCCGGCUAUGGCAUUGGGGCAGUCUUGGAACAACACGACGGCGACGACUGGCACCCUGUGGAGUAUUUCAGCCACAAAAGCGACGAYUUUCCGGGCCGACGAUCGCAGGACCCUCCUUCUAUGGAUGGUCAUCAGGAAGUUGACCGCGUCAUCACCGAUCGCAAGUACGACAGCAAGCCGCGACAGUACAAAGUGACAUUCAAAGCCUGCGAUCGCGACGACACUCAGUGGAUUUCAGGAGCAGAUUUGAAAGCAUCCGCACUGCUGAUCUACGCGCAUUAUGAGAAGCAAAGGUUAGCUCAGGAAGCUUCAUGACCGGCCCCUCCCACCCGGACUGUGGUCCCUCCCUCAGACAGACAGCUUCGCCCUC